AGUGUUGUGGCAACGCCAAUUGUCAUUGGGGCAUUUGUGCAGUGUCUCAUGUUUCACUUACAGACAUGCUGACUAGACUGAACAGGAUUCUUGGGAGACAGGAUGGAGAGCACAGGCAGACCAAGGGGAGGCAGAAGGAAGAUGGCUUUCAGUCUCCAUGUCACACAUCAAGAAAUGGUCCUGGAGAAAGCGCAUAAAAUUAUAGAUAUCGAGGCGCUCGGCCGGGGCUCCCGCCGUCGCCAUGGGCCGCCGCCCCGCUCGCUGCUACCGGUACUGUAAGAACAAGCCGUACCCCAAGUCCCGCUUCUGCCGGGGGGUGCCCGACGCCAAGAUCCGCAUCUUCGACCUGGGUCGGAAGAAGGCGAAGGUGGACGAGUUUCCGCUCUGUGGCCACAUGGUGUCGGACGAGUACGAGCAGCUGUCGUCGGAAGCCCUGGAGGCCGUGCGCAUCUGCGCCAACAAGUACAUGGUCAAGAGCUGUGGCAAGGACAGCUUCCACAUCCGCGUGCGGCUGCACCCCUUCCACGUCAUCCGCAUCAACAAGAUGCUGUCGUGCACCAGCGCCGACAGGCUCCAGACCGGCAUGCGAGGCGCCUUCAGGAAGCCGCAGGGCACCGUGGCCCGGGUCCACAUCGGCCAGGUCAUCAUGUCCAUCCGCACCAAGCUGCAGAACAAGGAGCAUGUGGUCGAGGCCCUGCGCAGGGCCAAGUUCAAGUUCCCGGGACGCCAGAAGAUUCACAUCUCCAAGAAGUGGGGCUUCACCAAGUUCAACGCCGAUGAGUUUGAAGACAAGGUGGCGGCCAAGCGCCUCAUCCCUGAUGGCUGCGGAGUCAAGUACAUCCCCGAACGGGGCCCCCUGGACAAGUGGCGGGCCCUGCAUUCCUGAGGACCUUGCCGCCAGAAAGGAAGAAACCAAGGACGGUUAUAGUUUGGAAAAAACCGUUCAUUCCGUUUAUAGCGCCUGGAAGGUUAGUUUGCAUCUUACAGAACAUUACGGUGGAAAAUACCUGCCUUGUUUGAGGAAUCAGAAAACUGCAGUUUUGAGAACACAUUUGCUAAUUUGAGCCAUCUACUUUAAAAUUUUUUGGAGUAUACUGCAGUAUGGCAAACAUUUUGGUUACGGAGGGCAUAAAGGAUAACUAUUAUUAUCUUUGAUUGGGAGUGCUAGAGGAGUUGGAAGAUGUGUGUGAAAAAAUGGUUUCUAGAAAGCUAAACAUGAAAAUUAUAUUUCUAAACAUGAAAAUUAUAUUUGAAGUGUAUCCUCUUUAAAACUAGCCUAUUUCUAAAUUUGAUUGUUUUGCUAUAAAUUUGUCAAUAUUAUUUUUAGAAUUACCUGUAGCCCGAGGUUAUCAAUCUUAGAACAGUUGGGUAUACUGAAAAAAAGAUUUUCUAGACAAGCCUUACAUUGUCCUGCACUCAGG
Peromyscus maniculatus bairdii (prairie deer mouse) is the source of this 1421-nucleotide messenger RNA. The record is from RefSeq and is a predicted model, not a curated record. Lineage: Eukaryota; Metazoa; Chordata; Mammalia; Rodentia; Cricetidae.